Aspergillus ruber CBS 135680 is the source of this 1793-nucleotide messenger RNA. Its product is annotated as Six-hairpin glycosidase. The transcript is spliced from 4 exons. The coding region runs from base 1 to 1461 and encodes 486 amino acids. The record is from RefSeq and is a predicted model, not a curated record. Lineage: Eukaryota; Fungi; Ascomycota; Eurotiomycetes; Eurotiales; Aspergillaceae. Gene Ontology annotation, biological process: carbohydrate metabolic process.
AUGCGAUUGGAAUAUCAUGUUGCAUGGCUCCUGGCCUUCAUAGGGUUGGCAGACAGAUCCACUUCGGCUUAUAGACCAGUGACCUAUACGGACUCAACCAGGUCCGAUAUUGCGGUCAGCGAGGACCAUGUGUCCAAACCCAGCUCCGACAGUAUACUUUCCUCCGUUAUCAUUCUGGACCAUGGGAAGGAUGUGGAAGGACACCCUACCUUCCACGCCACUCGGAGAUCCGGAAAUAACUCGUCCAUCUCUGCGCACGCUGGUUUAUCAGAACCUGGGAACCCAUCGAUUGCAUCUGCGUCAUUGCCGCCAUCUGUCGAGCUCAAUAAGUGGUAUACGGUUCAUAGCGUGGCGAAUCCUAGCCAUAUCUCGGUUCAGAUUGCCGGCUUCUUGGUGUCACGCUUCUCACAGACUUCGUCCUUCCUUGGCUCUUUUGGUUUAGGUGCAUCUUGGGGUCAGUCGGCCUUAUUCACCAACGUCUCCCUUACCUCCUCUGGAAAACAGAUGUACUUCUCUUCCUUGACCAACAAACCUGUCCUGCAAGACUUCCUGCUCGGAACCAAUCCUCUACCCGUCAGCGUUGACGGCUCCCGAGUCGACCGUACUGUCUACGCAGAUCUCGAUGUCACUGCCAGCAGCGCCUUCGCAAGUACUGUCGGGCUUCAAUACAUCAAUGGCUCCAUUGAGCCCUUGGGACCCUUCCAAAUGCCACCUGGAUUCUUUUGCUAUGGCCGCUACUACGAGCAAACGGGAGAUACCGGGUUUUUGGACCGUUGGACACCCAGCGUUAUCCGGAUCUUCAACUGGGCUCAUCCGCAGACUCUUUCGAAUGGGUUGUUCAACAUUUCAAACCCAACUAUGGGAGCUGACUGGAACUACUACAAUCCUUCACUAAGUGGAGUGGUCCCCAAGAUUAACCUCAUUUACGCAUAUUCCUUGAAGCAAUGGCUCCCACUCAUGGCCGACGCCGGACAGAACACAGCCUUAGACUCCAACGCCCUCGCCAUCCUAAGCGACACCACAAUCGGCAAUCACAGCGCGAGCACCAUUCUUUCUACCUUAGCACAAGAGCUAUAUGUACCAUCCGGGGCCCUAUCUUUCUCUACCGCCAGCACAACACACAGCUGGGCACGCAAAACCAACCUCUUUACUUCUAGCUAUCAUCUGAAGGCUGCUUUCCACGCCAACGACAGCAACACUGUUUGGUAUCUCCUUCAUACAGACUGGGGACCUAUGAGUGAUCCGAAGCACACCAACUAUACGGGCUGUAUAUGGGACACGCUGGAUGUUGAUGGGGCACCCGGACUUGGUGAUUCUACUUCGCUGUGCCAUGCUUGGAGUUCCGGGCCUACGGUGGAUUUGAGUCAGUAUGUUCUUGGUGUUCAGGUGGUGAGCCCUGGCUUCAAAGAAUGGAAGAUCCAACCUCAGACAUUUGGACUUGACUGGGCACAAGGCGAAUAGCCUGUUCUGUAGGGGAAAAUUAGGGUGAAUUGAUGGUUUGAUCGGAGUGAUCUGUUGCACAUGGAUGUGAUUGCUCCAGAAGGGACGAAUGAGACUGUCUAUAUUCCUAUUCCGCUGCGAAGGGCGUUGGGAAAGUACAAUGCCUCGAGCCACGGCUUAAAGCAUGAUGAUUCUUCUGUUGUGAAGGGUGAUCGUUUCACUUUUCAGCAAGUAGAACAGACUUGGUACCGUGGGUAUAGAAUGCUCUCGUUUUGUUUUUGGUUGUUGACUCUUAUUCUCACGCUUUCUUUUUCUCGAUUGUGAUACUUUUAUAAUGAAUUGGAAUGACCGCA